AUGGCUUCUCUUACGUCUGAGAACACAGGGGCGGGCGAGCAAGUUCUCGUCGAGAAGGCAGCGGAGCUCCAGAUCUCCCAGCAUGCAACCGAGGAAGAGCCUGCGGCUCACAGGUCGCAUGAUCCCCAGUUCAACCAGAAGAGGAGCGAUCCUUUCCAAUUUGGCAGUCGCUUGCUGGGCGAACAGGACGAUGUCUUCGAGUUCAACGCUUGGGACCAUGUCGAGACUGACGAAGUGUACAAGGAGUACUCUGAGCAGCAGUACGAGAUGCAGCGUCAGUCUCCGGUCUCCGACUUUGACAAAAACAGAUUAAACAACAACCCAGCAAGAAUGUGGGAUUUGUUCUACAAAAACAACACAGCCAACUUCUUCAAGAACAGAAAGUGGCUGCAGCAAGAGUUCCCUAUCUUGUCCGAAGUGACCAAGAAGGACGCUGGCAAGAAGACGAUCCUUGAAAUAGGCGCUGGUGCGGGUAACACCGCCUUUCCCAUUCUUGCAACCAACAAGAACCCAAACUUGAGAGUCCAUGCCUGUGAUUAUUCGAAGCAGGCCGUAGAGGUCAUGCGGACCCAUGAAUCCUACAACCAAGACCACAUGCAAGCCGACGUUUGGGACGUUACGAGCGAAGAGCUCCCUCCCGGGCUAGAGGAAGGAUCUGUGGACGUUGCUAUACUCAUUUUCAUCUUCUCCGCCUUGGCUCCGAAUCAAUGGACCCAAGCUGUUGCCAACGUCCACCGUCUGCUCAAGCCGGGUGGCCAGGUCUGCUUCCGCGACUAUGGAAGAGGUGACCUUGCCCAAGUGCGCUUCAAGAAGGGACGCUAUCUAGAUGAAAAUUUCUACGUGCGCGGCGAUGGCACUCGUGUGUACUUCUUCGAAAAGGAAGAGCUCGAGCGAAUCUGGUCCGGCGAGACACAAGAAGCAUCGGACGAGGCCAAGGCUGAAUUCAACGUCGAUGAUCUCGGUGUCGACAGACGCAUGCUCGUCAACAGGGCUCGUAAGCUCAAGAUGUACCGAUGCUGGAUGCAGGGACGGUUCACGAAAAAAUGA
Molecule: messenger RNA, 1047 nt
Organism: Colletotrichum godetiae
Lineage: Eukaryota; Fungi; Ascomycota; Sordariomycetes; Glomerellales; Glomerellaceae
Product: methyltransferase
Exons: 2
Coding region: 1-1047 (348 amino acids)
Molecular function (GO): tRNA (cytidine-N3)-methyltransferase activity
Source: RefSeq, a predicted model, not a curated record